Molecule: messenger RNA, 858 nt
Organism: Ipomoea triloba (trilobed morning glory)
Lineage: Eukaryota; Viridiplantae; Streptophyta; Magnoliopsida; Solanales; Convolvulaceae
Exons: 1
Coding region: 1-858 (285 amino acids)
Source: RefSeq, a predicted model, not a curated record
AUGCAUUUUCUUCAAAAGCGGAUCAGUGGAUCACCUUCGUUCCCUUUUCUCCUCCCUCUGCUUUCACUCUCCAUCGCACUCACUCUCACUCCUCAUUUCGCUCCCAAACUUUUCUCGCACUUCCAAUUUCAAAUGGAGCCUUUCAAUUUCCUCGCCGUCCAGAGAUCGAUCCUGAAAUUCGACAAUCUGAAACUCGUCGCCAAGCUGUUCCGCGUGAUUGAGCUCUGUCUCGGCUUGUUUCUCCUCGCCUGGAGCUCGUUUCGCUUGCCUUUCGCCGUCAAAAUCUCCGGCGAGUAUUUCCGCCUCCUCCUCUCCUUUAUGAUCACUCCUCUCUCCAUUUUCGUCGUGAGCAACUUCAUCGUCCUCACUCUGCUCCUGAAGUCCGGCGGUCUCUCCGUCCAGACUCCGGUCGCCUGCAAUGACGGUGAGACGGAAUUCUACGAGUUGCUUAUGGAGAGCAGCGCGUGCUGCGUGAGUUUAACUUGCGAAAGUUCAAAUCCGGUUUCGAAGCCGGACGAGAUCGCGUUCGAAGACAAACGGACAAUUUUCGUCCAGAAACGCGAAUGUUCUAGAACGGACGAACCGGCAGGUUUGGAAGUAAAACCUCCUCCGAAGAGAACACAAUCGGAGAAGUUUAGAGUGGAUAAGGUAGCAGCGGAGAAUAAUCGCGGAAAGCUCCGACGAUCGGAGACAGAAAAGUGCCGGAGAGUUGCAGAUCCCGUCGACAUUCCGGCCGAGACGGCGUAUACGGUUGAUGAGCUGAGCAAUGAGGAGUUCAACAGAACAAUAGAGGACUUCAUUGCCAAACAAAUCAAGUUUCACCAGGAAGAGAAGGUAGCUAUUGUUCUCCAUAGCUAA